Molecule: messenger RNA, 873 nt
Organism: Aspergillus pseudonomiae
Lineage: Eukaryota; Fungi; Ascomycota; Eurotiomycetes; Eurotiales; Aspergillaceae
Exons: 3
Coding region: 1-873 (290 amino acids)
Source: RefSeq, a predicted model, not a curated record
AUGGAGUAUGAAUAUCGGAAGCCAACAAGUAUUUAUUGCCGCCUGGAUGAAGUGGAUCAACUGAAAAAAGACCUGAUACCGUUGAAUGGAUGGCGAUUCGAAACAAAUCCCCCUGAGAAAGACAUGCAGCAAAUUGUGCUGUACAAUGAAAAUCCGUUCACUGGAAAUGAAGUCGAAGAUGCGGAACCUUUUAGGCAAUUGGCAGACUUGCUUCUCAAAAAAUACAACAUAGAACUAAAGGAUAGAGGCAAAAUGACGUAUUCACCCAAGGAAAUUUGCUGUGCCGACGAGAGUAGACAGGCGGCUCAGCUGUACUAUGAAUCUCUCGGUAAUUAUGCUCGCCAGAAGCCUGAACCUAGUGCAUUACAUGCCGUCAAUACUUCGCAUUAUGGAAGAGCUCAAACAUUCAAUCCGAUUCGUAUUUCCGAUCAAUUUGAAAACUGCCGAGCGGCGAUAAAUCAAGGUAAUGUCAAGGAAGCAGCGUCGAUAUUACUUACGAUAGAUGGCCACAGCCUCUUGGAGGCGCACCAAAAAAGGUUCCCUGGAUUGGUAGGCACUCAGGAGCAGAGCCAGUGGAUGCCUACUGAAAAUGAUGCCAUUGAUGUCUGGGCAAAAGUCAACGAAUGUUGGCUGGGUCUGGGCGGGUAUACCUUAGAAGAACUUCAAAGAGGUACUUGCUUAGAUUUUGACUCUAAGGAGAGUCUUUACGAUUGGCUGCAUGAACUAGUAGCACAUAUUGUCGGGGUAUCCGAGUACCUAAGCUACUCUGGCUAUGUUGAUUGCGAAGAAGGAAUACGCCAGGACGAUAUCAUAACCUGUUAUGAAAAUUGCCUUGAUUUGUUGGUGCAGAUGGGUACUACCUCUUCAACUUGA